AUGGCUAUGGCAAUGCCGCAGGGUAAUGCCAUCUUUCCUCGCUCGCAUGUUGGCUUCGAUUCAAUUACCCAGCAGAUAGAGAAGAAGUUGCUUAAGAGAGGUUUCCAAUUCAAUGUCAUCUGUGUUGGGCAAUCUGGACUCGGAAAGUCUACCCUCAUCAAUACCAUCUUCGCUUCCCAUCUGCUGGAAUCCAAAGGCCGUUUGCGCCCAGACGAGCCAAUUCGUUCUACCACUGAAAUUCAAACUGUCUCUCAUGUGAUUGAGGAAAACGGAGUGCGAUUGCGCCUGAACAUUGUUGAUACUCCUGGCUACGGAGAUCUGGUGAACAACGAUCGAUGCUGGGAUCCAAUUGUCAAGUACAUCAAGGACCAACACAGCGCUUAUCUCAGAAAGGAACUCACUGCGCAAAGAGAGAGAUACAUUCAAGAUACACGAGUGCACUGCUGCUUGUUCUUCAUCCAACCAUCUGGCCAUGCUCUCAAGCCAAUUGACAUUGUCGUCUUGAAGAAGCUGUCAGAUGUGGUCAAUGUGGUACCGGUGAUCGCAAAAGCCGAUUCUCUCACACUGGAAGAACGCCGAGCAUUCAAAGAGCGCAUCAAGGAGGAGUUUGCCUUCCACAACCUCAAGAUGUACCCCUACGACAACGAGGAGCUAGAUGACGAGGAGAGGGCUACCAACGCCACCAUCAAGGACAUUAUCCCAUUUGCGAUUGUCGGCAGCGAGAAGUCGAUCAUUGUUAAUGGCAAGCAGGUCAGAGGCCGACAAAACAAAUGGGGUAUCAUCAAUGUCGAAGAUGAAAACCACUGCGAGUUUGUUUAUCUUCGAAAUUUCUUGACCCGGACCCAUCUUCAGGAUCUGAUCGAAACAACAAGCCAGAUUCACUAUGAGACGUUCCGUGCGAAGCAAUUGUUGGCUCUCAAGGAAAGCAGCGCAGCAAGCGGCAUGGCUGGAAGCAGGCCCAUCAGUCCCGCCGCAGAUCGGGAGUUGAGCAGAAGCUCCCAGCGCAUGACAAUGAAUGGCUACUAA
Messenger RNA from Exophiala spinifera, 1026 nucleotides. RefSeq lists its product as uncharacterized. Gene Ontology annotation, biological process: cytoskeleton-dependent cytokinesis. Bases 1 to 1026 code for a protein of 341 amino acids. Gene Ontology annotation, molecular function: GTPase activity; molecular adaptor activity; GTP binding. The record is from RefSeq and is a predicted model, not a curated record. Gene Ontology annotation, cellular component: cell division site; septin ring; septin complex. Lineage: Eukaryota; Fungi; Ascomycota; Eurotiomycetes; Chaetothyriales; Herpotrichiellaceae. The transcript is spliced from 3 exons.